GGAAUCUGCCCCGCGCACUUCCUGGACACGAAUCAACCGGUCUUUCAAGCAGCUCUGUUCCUGCCUCACAGGGGUCGAUGGUCAUUCAUUAGUGCAGCUCUCUCUUAUCUGCUCGGUGUAUGAUUGUGACUCUGCUGCACAGGCUGAAGGAGCUCCCACGCGUCGUUCACAGGCUGAGUGUGAUGAUGAAUCCGCAGGUCGUGUUUGUUUUGGGCGGGCCUGGCGCGGGGAAGGGGACACAAUGCGCGAGAAUCGUGGAGAACUACAGCUACACUCACCUGUCUGCCGGAGACCUGCUGAGAGAGGAGCGCAGCCGCAGCGGCUCUGAGUUUGGGCAGCUCAUCGACACCUACAUCAAAGAGGGCAAGAUAGUUCCUGUUGAAAUCACCAUCAGCUUGCUGAAAAAGGCAAUGGAAGAGACCAUGAAAGCCGAUGAAAAGAAUUUCCGCUUUCUUAUCGAUGGGUUCCCACGAAACCAGGACAAUCUGCAGGGCUGGAACCGUGUCAUGGACGGGAAGGCCGAUGUCAAGUUUGUGCUUUUCUUUGACUGCGGUAAUGAGGUUUGUAUCGACAGAUGUUUAGAGCGGGGGAAGAGCAGCGGACGCACCGAUGACAACAGAGAAAGUCUAGAGAAAAGGAUCCAGACGUACCUCCAGUCCACACGGCCCAUCAUAGAGCAGUACGAGAAGCAGGGGAAGGUGCGCACCAUUGAUGCCUCCCGAUCAGUGGAUGAGGUGUUUGCAGAUGUGAAGAACAUUCUGGAGAAAGAAGGCUAAACGUCCACAGCAAAAAUCCAAAUUCUUGAACAUUAAGGUGUAUUGUCGGCAUUUUUACUCCUUCAACAGUAAAAUAAGUUGUUGUUUUUUUUAGAUGCGAGAGUGUGUGCUUAUAUCGAUGUUUGUAAGUCUGAAAGGAGAACACUUUUUUGCUGAGCAAGCAAUCCUUCUUGCUCAAUAUUAAAGUGAUGAAGAACAAUAUUUCAUUGGAGCAUCAAGCAAGCUUGAGCAAUAAUGAUCAGGGCACUUCUGUAGGAAGAGAACAUGCACGCUUCUGCUCUUAACUUCAGGAUAAUCUUCCAUUAAGUGUAUAAAACACAAUUAGAAAUAAGCCAAGAAUAGGUUGGAAAAUACUACAGUUCCUAUUGGCUCCUGCACGUAUCCGUUUCAUUCUGAGCUCUAAAUGACCAACAGGAAGUAAGAUUUCCAGACCUGUUUGUGUCCUAUUUGGUAACAUUUUUUCAUUGUUUUGUAUAAUAAUCCACAGCAGGUUCUGAGGACCGUUUGCUGGAGAGCUGAGUUUUAGCUGUAUGUUUUUCUUUUAUCAUAUUUUGGCUGAUGUAUUCCAAACACAUGCCAUCUUUGCUCAGGCAGUAGAUUUUAAGAUGUGGGGAAGGGGGCUCAUGCUUUUAUUUGAUUGGCUCAGCAUCUCUGUGUUGUUCAUGAAGAAACUGAAUUUGCCAUAUUGAUGUGACCGUUCCAUAGAUAACACAAAACAAUAUAUGAAAUAUCAGUGAUGACAGAACCCACUGAAAAAAAAAUAAACGUUCUGAUGUUGAAUGUC
Molecule: messenger RNA, 1560 nt
Organism: Carassius gibelio (silver crucian carp)
Lineage: Eukaryota; Metazoa; Chordata; Actinopteri; Cypriniformes; Cyprinidae
Gene: cmpk1
Product: cytidylate kinase
Exons: 6
Coding region: 120-776 (218 amino acids)
Biological process (GO): CDP biosynthetic process; 'de novo' pyrimidine nucleobase biosynthetic process; UDP biosynthetic process
Cellular component (GO): nucleus; cytoplasm
Molecular function (GO): UMP kinase activity; ATP binding
Source: RefSeq, a predicted model, not a curated record